CUCUUUUCUUAUUGGUUAGACAGAAAACAGAAGAUUUUAACCAAUCCUAUCUCGCUUGCAGCAAUUCCACGCAGCACUAUAACUGCCAUCUUGUUGCUGCUUACAGAUCACUUUUUUUUCUGCUUUUCCUGUGGCGGUUGUACUGUUGUUCAACGCAUACCAUGUCUGGGCGCGGGAAGCAAGGCGGGAAGGCUCGCGCCAAGGCUAAAACUCGCUCUUCGCGCGCCGGGCUCCAGUUCCCCGUGGGCCGAGUGCACCGGCUGCUCCGCAAGGGGAACUACUCCGAGCGGGUCGGGGCCGGGGCCCCGGUGUACCUGGCGGCGGUGCUGGAGUACCUGACGGCCGAGAUCCUGGAGCUGGCGGGCAACGCGGCCCGGGACAACAAGAAGACGCGCAUCAUCCCGCGCCACCUGCAGCUGGCCAUCCGCAACGACGAGGAGCUCAACAAGCUGCUGGGUCGUGUGACCAUCGCUCAGGGCGGUGUCCUGCCCAACAUCCAGGCGGUGCUGCUGCCCAAGAAGACCGAGAGCCACCACAAGGCCAAGGGGGGAAGAUGGCUGCUGAUUGAAAUGAACCAAUCAGAAAUUUGCACCGGAUGGAUGAACCAAUGUUAAAUAGCUCGAAGCACUUCCGGAAUUAAGCAGCUCGUGACUAACAGGAAUUGCCCACAAUCCAAUCAGAGUUCUGCGCAUUUAGGCGUGGUACAUGGAUUUCGUGUGUGUGAGCUGUUUUACCUUGUGAAUCACUAACAGAAAAACAAGAACUGGGAGGGAUGUCUUUCUUUUCAGAAGCCCCACCUUGGAUGGUAGUAAAGGAGCUAAUACAGUGCCUAAUGAGGCCACUGGGAGGACAGUGAUAGAAGGGGCUGAGAUUUCUCACCCUUAGCCUCAUACAGUAAAUGAAAUCACUGAAUCUGAUUAUCUGGAGAUAAUCCCACCAUCUGACAGGAUGUUAAAGAUUGGUCAAUUAAAAACACACCUGGACUAUUGGGAAAAACAAGACAAAAACAACUAAUGACCUAGGGUUUAAUGAGAAAAGAUGCAUUAUAAAUAUUCCCUUGAUAAUAAUGGUGCUGAAAUAUUAAUGUCAUCAAAGCACAUUAGCAGGGAAACUAGAUUUUUUUAAUUAGGGGAACUUAUUCAUGGAGAAGGAAUCUGAGAUGAAAUUGGAAAGAUUAUUCCAGGUAGAAAGGAGAGAAUUACAGAUGAAUAAAGUUGUCAAAACAAACAAAAAAAGCAACAACAACAAAAGGCUAUAAAGUGCCCACUUGAACCAAAGGCUAAUAGGGAGCAAGUAAUAAUUUUUAUAAGACAGAUGAUCAGAAUUGAGGAAUUAGGUGCUGGAGAAACUAAUUAAGAAGAACCAGUUAGGAACAACCUGGUUACAAUACUAAUUAGAAAGCAAUGGAAUCAUUCCAGGUGUAAGAGAACAAAGAGAGAAUGUGAGAGGGUAGAAAACGUCAGAUUAUAUAAACAUCGGCCUCCCUCAUAGCUCAGUCAAUAAAGAAUCUGCCUGCAAUGCAGGAGACAUGGGUUCGAUUCCUGG
This is a messenger RNA of Odocoileus virginianus texanus, 1545 nucleotides long. The record is from RefSeq and is a predicted model, not a curated record. NCBI's taxonomy places the organism in Eukaryota, Metazoa, Chordata, Mammalia, Artiodactyla, Cervidae.